GCUGGCGCGUUGGAGAAGGAGGCCCAGGAGGAAGCUUGGAAUGGCGACGGCGACGACGACGACGAGGAGACGACCAAUGAAACAGCGACGGAUGAAAGAGCCUCGUCCACACGCCGAUCGGGUCGGCGGAUUUCGACGAAGCCAUGCUGGAAUGGAGCUCCGAGGGCAUGGCAAGUACGCGCCGCGCUGACGGCACGCUGCGGUGCGCGACCACACACCUCACAGUUUUCGGGGCCAUACUGAAGGGCUUCGUGAGCUCGCUCGAGUGUAGCCAGGCCAGCCUGCUGUCAGCAGAGUCCUACGUGGAGUUGUGGACUGGCGGCUGGUUGGACUCCGCGGGCUCGGUGUUGCUGCAGUGUGUGAUGUUGUUGUACAUCGCCAUGCUGUUGACCGCGCACGCGUGCGACGUCAGGGACGAGCGGGCGGGCCGCUGGGGCACGAGGGAGUUCGUCGUUCCCGAGCUCGCGCGGGAACCCGUCGCCUGCCCGACGACGCGGGCGGACGGAUACCACACCGAGACGACGGGCGCGCCCCCGGUGACCCUGCUCGGUGCCGAGCGCGCAAACGUCACGGAGGUUCUGCGCAAGCAUUUCUGUUUGGAAAGUUCGAGCUGCAGCGCCGUGGGUGCCGAGGACCGCGCCGCGGCGGGCGCGCCUCGGACAGUUCCGCGCGGCGCCGAUCACACGCCCGUUACGGAGGCGUUGCGCAAGGAGUUCUGCAAGAAAAGGUCAGACGGCAGCGUCGCGAGCAGACAGAGCAGUCAAUGCCACGCGGUGGCAGCUACAUCGUCAAGGGCCAGCUAUACAACCGCCGUGGGGUCGUUGCAGUCUGCCCGCCAGGCGGUCCAGCAGGACACAAAGGCGUCUUGCGAGGAGCUGUUGCAGGGCGCGCUCUUGGAAGUCGUCAGCAUCGUCACCAAGUGCGUCGACGGCAUCCGGCAAACCGUCGAGGUGUUUGUCAGUUUCGUGUGGGAACUUCUCAGGGGCAACUUCGGCCUCAAGGAUCUGGCCAAAACGCUGGCCGAGUGGAACGCGACGAAUCGGGUGUGCGCGUCUCUGCUCAUGCACCCCAGAGAUGUGGACUUCCUGCUCAGCCCAGAGGUCCAGAAGGAGCUGGAGCCCCCGGCGCCGGGCGAGCUGGACAGUGAGGGCGCUGCGCUGCGCACCCUCGCUGGCUCCGCUGCCGAGGGCGGCGUCGCCGAGGCCAAACGGCGGCACGACAUGCUGGCCGAGAUGGUCGGCAGGGUGCGGGCGGCCCGUGAGAGCGCGCUGCGGCGUCGCCGCUCGCGGUGCCACGCGGCUCGCACGUUGAUGCUAUCGUUCCUGAUCAACUGUCCCGUCGGGGCGGUCUUUGUGCGAAGCAUCAUCAUGAGGAGAUCCAUGAGGGUACUGCUGCUCGGCUGCGAGCUGACGGGGGCCGUGAUGAUCGCUACGUUCUUCUUCGCGAGUACGGGGGGGGCUCUGGCGAAGGACUCGCCCGAGGAGUGCAACGCGGAGUGUGACGACCGUGACGACGAUUGCAUGUGGCAGGCGCUUGGAAAGUUGAUCGCAGUCGGUAUGGUCUCUGCGCUCUUGGCGAGCAUCCCUCUAUCCAUCAUCAAACUGGCGCACCAGCGUCACUUCGUGCGAGUUCCAACGGAGGGAUGUCGAGAGUGGGAGCUGCAGCUAGGGAGGUGGCGCAGGCGGGACGCCCUCGUCUACGUGCUGGGCACGCUGUACAGCCUCUUCGCCAUAAACUACGUCGCCCUCUUCUUCGCAAACGUCUCCUCCAAUGACCACCUGGAUCUGAUCAGCUCUGCUGGCGUCUCCUUCGCGCAGGGGCACCUCCUCUUCCCACUGCUGUGGGCUUUCGUGGUAACCAGCCUGGCACUGUGCGUGUGAGGGUGGGCGCGGCGAAGGAUGCGCGGAGGCAAGGACGGGCUCCUAGGGUUGCUGGCGCGGGAAUUCCCACAAUCGGACUCAGCUGACCUCGGGCUCGGGCCCUCCCGCGACGGCGCGAGCCGGCGUCCGAGUUCAGUUGGCCGAACUCGCACCCGGCGGCUCUGGCACUCUCCCUCGGCUUGGCCUCCUCCGCAGGCUGGAAGACUUGCGCCUGGCCGACCUCGCGCCUGGCCGAACUCGCACCAGGCCGAACUCGCGCCGGGCCAAGCUCGAGCCCGGCCGAACCCGCCCUAGGCGCGCUCGUGAGGCGGCCGUUUUUAUCGUCGGGCGGGGAACGCGCAAGCCAUGACGCAACCAAUACAAACGACGUUGGCAGGUGCAUGCGCAUGCGUCGGGGGGCUACGCCCGACACGUGUUUGCUGUCUGGCUUGGCGGCGGGGCAUACCCGGCGAGCUGUCUCGUGAUUUACUACAUAUGGUCGAAUGACAUUUUGUCUUCGCAGCAUAACUCUUUUGACCGAUGGCCACAUGGCCUCCUCCACUUCCUCUUCCAGCUUCCUACUCC
Molecule: messenger RNA, 2444 nt
Organism: Prorocentrum cordatum
Lineage: Eukaryota; Dinophyceae; Prorocentrales; Prorocentraceae
Source: the annotation of a GenBank genome assembly